Messenger RNA from Notechis scutatus (mainland tiger snake), 1294 nucleotides. Lineage: Eukaryota; Metazoa; Chordata; Lepidosauria; Squamata; Elapidae. The record is from RefSeq and is a predicted model, not a curated record.
UUUUGAGUUUAAAUACAUCUGAUUGGUCAUUUCUAUGUAUUUAAUAUUUCCUUCAGGGUCAUCUGAUCAAUAAUGACUGGGAACAUGGCCGCCGCCAGGAAUGCUUCACAGUUCUUCUUGGUAUUUUUCUUGUUGCUUUUUUGCCUGCCUGUAGUGGAAGCUUUAGAUACAGGUGAUGCAUUAGCUUUGUUGCUAGGUGUGGCUCUUAGUUGUGUUGGAUUCUGUGCCUGCCUCGGUCUAUAUGCAAGAAGACAACAUGGAGAGCAAUGACUUAAGUCCAAAAUGUCCAGCUGAAGUGCAACUGUCCCGAUGGAUGUUGUUGCAGUUAAGGAAGUGUUUCAAGAUGUUCCCCAACUCAUCAAAUCUUUAUUGCCAUAUACUGUUCAAGAAGAAAGAACAUUCAUAAUGGGAAGCCUGUGGAGAAAGCUGCUUCAAGUUCACAAGAAUGUUUUGUAUGUAAUUAAGGUGUUGCCUUAAAAAAGAAUGCUACUGGUUUUCAAUUGCAUAAGAAAAAGCAUCAGUAAAAGUUAAUUAUUAACUGAGGUGCAACAGAAAAUAUAGAGGGGUAAAAGAGAACAUAGUUUGCAUUCAAAUGAUAAACAGAAAAUAUACAACAUAGGAAACAUAACUAUCCUCAUAAUUAAUUUAUAUAUGAUUUUUUUCUUCUAAUGAAAUAUUUCUCUAUUUCAUUUGUUUCCAAAUUAAGCCAAAAUAUUUUGUAGUAAGGUCAAGUUGCUGUGUACCAUCCAAUGUUUUGUUGUUUUCAUCUGGUUAUAAUUUAUGUUACAGUUAAUGUUGAAAAAAUAAUCUCCAUUGUCUCCUUAAAGCAUUGCAGAUAUUUUAAUAUAACAGUAUGUAAUUCACUACCAUCAAAUGUUUGGUUUAUCAUUACCAUAAUCCCUGACCAUCAGCCAUUUGAUUUAUGAAAAUUGUAAUCUAAAAUAUGGUAGCAGAGUCAUGGGUUGGUGAGAGGGAGAGAUGCCAGAUUUUCCUACUUGUAGAAAUGGCCACAGCCAUUCUUACCCAUACAGGCUUGAAUACAUAGGAAGCCUGACUUCUUUUUCUACUAUGCUUUCCAUUCAUUUCAGUAGAACUUUCAGAAAUGUUCCUCACUGAAUAACCAUUUAUGAUUUCUCAGUUGUUCUACAGAAAAAUUGCUGGGAACAGUAUUUAAAUGACCAACCCUUUUCUAUAUAGUAUAUAUCGAAACACUUGUAUUGUUUGCACAUUUUUAAUAAAUUGUGAAACUUUGACUAUUUUCAAAAUAUUGAAUAAACUAAAGGAUUAAUGAGAA